UGUACGUUCAUUCGGUCUCUGGCAUCGCCUGCGCAACCAUGCCGGAGAUCGAGGCCACGGCGGCACAGGCGGCGGAGAACGGCGCGCUGUUCGGGAAAUACGAGCUCGGGCGCAUGCUGGGGUGCGGCGCGUUCGCGAAGGUGCACUACGCCCGCAACGUGCAAACGGGGCACAGCGUGGCCGUUAAGAUCAUAAACAAGAAGAAGCUGGCCGGAACGGGCCUGGCCGGGAACGUGAAGCGCGAGAUCGCGAUCAUGAGCAGGCUCCACCACCCGAACAUCGUGCGCCUCCACGAGGUGCUGGCCACCAAGUCCAAAAUCUACUUCAUCAUGGACUUCGUUCGCGGAGGGGAACUCUUCGCCAAAAUAUCCAAGGGCAGAUUCUCCGAGGAUCUCAGCCGCAGGUACUUCCACCAGCUCAUCUCCGCCGUCGGCUACUGCCACUCCCGCGGCGGUUUCCACCGUGACCUCAAGCCCGAAAAUUUACUCCUCGACGAGAAUGGGGAUCUCCGGGUCUCCGAUUUCGGCUUGAGUGCCGUCAGGGAUCAGAUCCGACCCGAUGGACUGCUCCACACUCUUUGCGGCACCCCUGCUUACGUGGCACCCGAGAUUUUGGCCAAAAAAGGUUACGAUGGUGCCAAGGUUGAUGUAUGGUCAUGCGGGGUGGUUUUGUUCGUUCUGGCAGCGGGUUACCUACCUUUCAACGACCCGAAUUUGAUGGUAAUGUAUAAGAAAAUCUACAAGGGCGAGUUCCGGUGUCCGCGGUGGAUGUCGCCGGAGCUGCGGCGGUUUUUGGCGAAGUUGCUGGACACCAACCCGGAAACGAGGAUCACCGUGGAUGGCAUGACCCGUGACCCGUGGUUCAAGAAGGGUUACAAAGAGAUCAAAUUUCACGAGGAGGAUUACCAACCCGGUUCGGUCCGGUUCGGGCCCAAGGACGAGAGGGUGCUCGAUUUGAACGCCUUUGACAUCAUUUGUUUCUCUUCCGGUUUGGAUUUGUCCGGUUUGUUCGGCGCCUCGGUCGAGGGGGAGCGGCUCGUGACGCCUGAGUCGCCGGAGAGGGUUCUGGCCGCCGCGGAGGACGCCGGGGCCGCCGCGGGGAUGGCGGUGCGCUGGAAGAAGGAGUGUGGGGUCGAGUUGGAAGGGCUCAACGGGAGGUUCGGGAUCGGGGUGGAGGUUUACCGCCUCACGCCGGAGCUCACGGUGGUGGAGGUCCGGAGGAGGGGCGGCGACGCCCUGGAGUUGAGGGCUGUGUGGGAGGAGAGGCUGAAGCCUUUGUUGGUUGGCGGUGCGACGACGUCGUCUCAUGGUGGACAACUGCUAUUAUAACAACAUGGAACUUGGAAGGUAGUGGUUAUGUAUUAUUUUAUGAUUUUUUUUGUAUAUUGGUGAAUAAAAGAGAAUUGUGUAUUAUUAUUAUUUAUUUAAUUUUGGGGGCAGUGAGAGAGAGGGAGGGAUAGGGUAUGUUGUUGCUGGGAAUUGAAUUUGCUCCUUGUUCUUACAAAAACAUUUGUGUAUAUUGAAUAUUGUAAGUGAAAGUGAAGUGAAGCAUUGUCCACAAUUUGAACCUUGUACUUGUACUUUUACAUGAUGGGUGAGGAACUUACAGAAGCAUGUUUAGUAGUUUUGUUUUGCAUAUUAGUGUGUUUCUGCUUUUUUUUUCCUGCAUUUUGCAUUAAUAGAGUUUUAUUUGUUUGCUGUGAAAUGUCUUUACUGAUUUUUGU
Molecule: messenger RNA, 1723 nt
Organism: Cajanus cajan (pigeon pea)
Lineage: Eukaryota; Viridiplantae; Streptophyta; Magnoliopsida; Fabales; Fabaceae
Source: RefSeq, a predicted model, not a curated record